This is a messenger RNA of Hemibagrus wyckioides, 2196 nucleotides long. RefSeq names its product E3 ubiquitin-protein ligase TRIM35-like. Bases 79 to 1482 code for a protein of 467 amino acids. The transcript has 6 exons. Gene Ontology annotation, molecular function: protein binding; zinc ion binding. NCBI's taxonomy places the organism in Eukaryota, Metazoa, Chordata, Actinopteri, Siluriformes, Bagridae. The record is from RefSeq and is a predicted model, not a curated record.
UAACAGAGACAGAGACAGACAGACAGAGAGAGAGAGACAGAGAGAUUUAAGACUAACACCCAAUACUAAGUUAGACCAAUGGCCUCAUGUCCAGCAGUUUUCGAAGAUUAUCUUCAGUGUCCUGUAUGCCGUGAUGUCUUCAGGGAUCCCGUGCUCCUGAUGUGUUCUCACAGCUUCUGUCGGCUCUGUCUGGAACAGUUCUGGCAACACACCGAGUCUCCUACCUGUCCUCUGUGUAGGAAGAACUCGUCAGUGAAUCAUCCUCCGUGUAAUCUCGCUCUGAAGAACCUGUGCGAGGCUUUCAUACAGGAGAGCACCCCGAAAGCUUCAGCCGGAGCUGAGAUCCUCUGCGCGCUGCAUAACAAGAAGCUCACACACUACUGCCUGGAGGAUAAACAGCCUGUGUGUGUGGAGUGCUCAGAAAUACACAAUAAGCACUGCUUUAAACUGCUUGAUGAAGUGGCAGUGGACCUGAAGUUGGACUUGAAAAGAAAACUGGUAAAGCUGAAGGAGCGACUGAAACUUUUCCAGAAUGCAAAACAAACUUGUGUUCAAACUGAGCAGUACAUUAAGUGUCAGGCUCACUACACCGAGGCUCUGAUCAGGAAGGAGUUUGAGAAGAUUCACCAGUUUCUUUGGGAUGAAGAAGCCGCCAGAGUGUCUGCUCUGAGGGAAGAAGAGAAGCAGAGAGUUCACGCAGCGGUUGUGAAGAUAACCCAAAUGAACAGAGAUAUUUUAGUCCUCUGUGAGAAAGCUGCAGGCAUUGAGGAAGAAAUAGACGCCAACAAUAUUUCAUUUCUGCAGAACUAUAAAGAAACUGUGAAAAGAACCGCGUGGGAGAUGAAGGAUCCUGAGAUCAGCUCUGCAUCACUGAUUGAUGUGGCAAAGCAUCUAGGCAACCUGGAGUUCGGUGUGUGGGAGAAGAUGCUGAGUAUUAUCAAAUACACUCCUGUUAUCCUUGACCCCAAUACCGCUCACCCCUGUCUGCACCUGACUGACAAUCUCACCACCAUGGAGCUUCGAAACAGCAUCACAGAGCUUCAAGAGAACACACUGAGAUUCGGUGACUAUUCAAGUGUCUUAGGCUCUCAGGGGUUUGAUUCAGGUAAACACUGCUGGGAUAUCGAUGUGGGAAGCAGCUCAGCCUGGGCCGUGGGUGUGAUCUCUGAGUCUGCGUAUAAGAACAAAGAAAUCCUCGCAAAGCAGGGUCUAUGGCAUAUAGGCUACUACAAGGGGAAAUAUGGCCAAGGCACAUCAGAUGAGAUGCUUACUCCAAUCAACCUGAAGGAGAAACUCCAGCGGAUCCGAGUGCUGCUGAAUUGGGAUGAAGGCUGUGUCUCGUUCUUCAAUCCUAUCAAUGAUACUCAUGUCCAUACCUUUGUACACAAAUUCACUGAGCGGAUUUAUCCAUACUUCUGUAACGCUUGCCCUGAGGAAGCUCUGAGAAUUGUCCCAUUGGGACUCGCUAUUACUGAAGAGUAGUGUGGAUAUAAUAUACAGGCGCACAAGUUAGCAUAAUCAACUGUGAUGAUACCGGUGGGCUUAGCUACGGUUAAGCUCCCAGUGAAUGCUGUUUUUAACCAGCUGUGUUUUUUUAUAUACAUUUUAACCGUUGUGUUGUGAUGACAUUUGUUUUGCAUUUCUUUCUAUGUCAGUGUUUAAAAGCAUCCACUCAAUGUGAAUAAGGAGCAAUGUGAAUAACCACACUGUGGGCUCCGAGUCUGAGACCAUGCUGAAAAUCUGGAAUUGCAAACUGAAACUAAACUGGAAAUUUACCAUUUUGAAAAACUGAGAAGAAUCCAAUUGGUGAAAUUGAUGAUGUUAGCUUAAAAACAAAAACAAAAACUUUUCCUAAACACAGGUUUAAAUAACAAACCGAUGGAUUUCUCAUGGACCUUUGGUUUUGGUACUAAAACGAACCAAAUGCUAAAAAAGUUCGUCUGUAAUUCAUAGAGAUAUUGCUAUAAGAUUUUAAUGAAAUGUUACAACUUAAAAAAAAAGUUGUUGCUGAAAUAUACUGUGAAAUAACAAAUAAAAAUAAAUAAUAAAAAACAAAUAAAUAAUAAAAAAACAAUUCAAAUUUUUACUAGCGGUCUCAGACUUUUGGACUCCAAAAAACUCAUCAGUGUAUUACUCAGGAGAGUCUACAGAAGACAUCAAGUCAUUUUUACUCUGGAAAUCAAACCUGUAUAUUUU